AUGUUGCGCUUCCUUGGACUCUCUUCAGCAACUAGCGAUGCCAAGCCAGAGCCUUCACGAAGUCUUCCAGCUUCGUGGUACAGGUCCCCAGAACUCCAUCAGCUCGAGAGAAGAGCAAUUAUAUCGAGAAAGUGGAUCCUGGUGACACAUUCGCUACGCUUCAAGCAGGCGGGCGAGUUCGUCUCCUUCGUCUACGCCGACUUCCCUUUCUUUCUCGUCCAAGACCGCGACGGUAACAUCAACGGCUUCCACAAUGUGUGCCGCCACCGAGCAUACCCUGUCGUCGAGAAGAAGUCCGGCAAGGCGAGCAUUCUGAGCUGCAAGUACCACGGCUGGUCAUAUGGUUUCAAAGGCAAUCUUGCCAAAGCGCCGAGAUUCGAUACGGUAACCGGCUUUGAUAAGAGCCAAAAUGGCCUUCUCCCUAUCCACGUUCGCGUGGAUACCGCUGGCUUCAUCUGGGUUAACCUCCAAGCAGGCGAACCAGAUGUCAAGUGGGAAGACGAGUUUGGCGGUGUCUACCAGAAGCCGCGGAUGCAAAACUUCGACUUUUCCGGGGGCUACAAAUACGACCACGUCUGGGAUAUGGAGCUAGAGGCCAACUGGAAAGCUGUCAUUGAGAAUUACAACGAGUGCUACCAUUGCCCAACAUCACACCCCUUGAUUGCGGGAGUGUCGGACUUGACGAAGUAUCAAGUGAAGCCAAGUGGGGGUUGCUUGGAGCACGAGAUCAUCAAUAAGAAGGCUCAAGACGAAGAAGACGAGUUUCGACGUUCGAUUACAUUCUUUUACCCCUCGACUUCGGUCACAAUCACUCAAAACUUCUUCUACAUCCAGCGAAUGAUCCCGAUCAGCGCGACCAAGACCCGAAUCGAGAACGAGGUGUAUCGCUCGCACAAUUCCUCCGAUGCUGAGUUCGCCGCCAUCAAUGCGUUCUACAAGCAGGUGCUAGAGGAGGACCGAGAUUUGUGCAUUGGCGCACAGGAAAACCUCAGUGCCGGGGUCUUCAUUAGCGGCGAGCUACAUCCAGAAAAAGAGAGGGGCCCCAUUCAUUUCCAAAAUACGGUUAGAGAGGAGGUCAUGAAGCACCGGCAAAGAGAACUCGAGCAAGGAGGCAGGGAAAUUUGGCCAGCCACGCCAAAUCUACUCGGGCAGACGCGCGCAGGGAAAUUGAAUGAAGACGAAGCUUUCUGCUCAGAACUCGAGAAAGCUAAUUGCGGUGGUCGGGAGGAACUAGCCUGGUGA
Molecule: messenger RNA, 1242 nt
Organism: Colletotrichum acutatum
Lineage: Eukaryota; Fungi; Ascomycota; Sordariomycetes; Glomerellales; Glomerellaceae
Product: Rieske domain-containing protein
Exons: 3
Coding region: 1-1242 (413 amino acids)
Molecular function (GO): 2 iron, 2 sulfur cluster binding; iron ion binding
Source: RefSeq, a predicted model, not a curated record